AUGCCACGCCGAGCCCACACCAAAUCCCGCUAUGGCUGUGAUAACUGCCGACGGCGGCGAGUAAAAUGCGACGAACAAGGCCCACCCUGCACGAACUGCAUCCUACGACGCCUAGAUAAUUGCAUAUACUCACGAGUUCUCCCAGCCUCGCUUCUGGACAACCCCCGCCGCCCAAGCCAGAGCAGUACCUCGCCGCACUCAGACCUGGUUCUCCCUUUAAAUGGCUUCAGUCCCGAAUCACCGAGCUCUCCGCUCAAGCACCCCAAAGUCGAUGAGUUGGAGCUGAUGCACCAGUUCGCAACGGAUACGUAUCGAAGUCUCUGCGUCAGCGACGAUGAGAUCGGCACGUGGCAGGUUCUCGUCCCGCGACUCGCGCUCAAACAUCGCUACCUGAUGGACGGCAUCCUGGCACUAGCCUCGCUGCACAUCGCCAGCACACUCGAGCCUGCCAAGGCUCUUGUUUACAUAGACACGGGGCUGGAAUACCACAGUCUGAGUCUGGAGCCCUUCCGACGCGCAAUCGACAACCUAGCCCCGGAAAACUGUGACGCGGCCUUCGCGCACUCCGUCAUCACGACCGCGAUCAGUCUCUCACUGCCGCAACUGACGGUGACCCGCGAGAACGCGGCCCGUAUGACGGAUAAUAUGAUCACCGUCUUUGAGUUGCUACAGGGCGUCAAGAAGAUCUUGACGAUCGGACAGUCGUGGAUCAAUCUGAAACUCUUCUCUCAAGGCGCGUUCUGGAAAGACACAAAUGCGACUCUGGAUGCGGAUACGGAUGGCGCGCUGAACCAGCUCGCUACUCUGAAUGAACAAACGAGGGCAAAUGGCGACGAGACUCAAUUUCGCAUUAAUAAGGACGUCAUAUCCCAUCUUCGCCAUUGUUUCACGAAGUUUUCUGCUUCUUCUGACCCUGCGCCGGUGCUUGCUUGGCUGGCAGCUGUCGACAAGGGUUUUGUGGAUAGCCUCCGGCGACGUCAGCCUUUUUCGCUGCUCGUUCUUGCAUAUUGGGGUCUUCUUGUUGCGGAACUUAAUGGACAGCGAUGGUGGGCGCUGGAUUCGGGGCGGGCAUUGGUGUCGGAGUUACUUCAAGCAUUGACUGCGGAGGAUCUGUUAUGGGAAAGCUGUUUGGGGUGGGUGCAGCGGAGGAUAGCGUCAAAAAGUGAUUAA
This is a messenger RNA of Penicillium cinerascens, 1170 nucleotides long. RefSeq names its product Zn(II)2Cys6 transcription factor domain-containing protein. The transcript has a single exon. Gene Ontology annotation, molecular function: DNA-binding transcription activator activity, RNA polymerase II-specific; zinc ion binding. Gene Ontology annotation, biological process: regulation of transcription by RNA polymerase II. The coding region runs from base 1 to 1170 and encodes 389 amino acids. The record is from RefSeq and is a predicted model, not a curated record. Lineage: Eukaryota; Fungi; Ascomycota; Eurotiomycetes; Eurotiales; Aspergillaceae.